This is a messenger RNA of Morone saxatilis (striped sea-bass), 1355 nucleotides long. RefSeq names its product WD repeat domain 45B (gene wdr45b). Gene Ontology annotation, cellular component: cytosol; extrinsic component of membrane; phagophore assembly site membrane. The record is from RefSeq and is a predicted model, not a curated record. NCBI's taxonomy places the organism in Eukaryota, Metazoa, Chordata, Actinopteri, Moronidae. Gene Ontology annotation, biological process: nucleophagy; autophagy of mitochondrion; protein lipidation. Gene Ontology annotation, molecular function: phosphatidylinositol-3,5-bisphosphate binding; phosphatidylinositol-3-phosphate binding; protein binding. The coding region runs from base 273 to 1307 and encodes 344 amino acids. The transcript is spliced from 10 exons.
CACUGAUACGUGUUUACUUUUAGUUAAUACCACUAAUGCAGAUAAUAAUGAGAGUAUUUUAGCGUCAGAUAUUUUUUAAAAUACGUUAUCAAAGUUGAACGAAAACUCCCUUUAAUCUUGAGUGGUGACAGCUCUCUCCGAGCAGGAACCAGCCUCCGUUGUUUUCCUUCUUUCUGCCCAGCAGACUCUGGAGGAAUGGUAGCCGGUUAGCUGUUCAGGCAGCAGCUUUUGGAUUAACUUGUUAUCUGGCAUUCGGUUGUUCUGUUAAAAUAAUGAAUUUACUACCGUCUAAUCCUCACGGGAAUGGGCUCCUUUAUGCUGGAUUCAACCAGGAUCAUGGAUGCUUUGCCUGUGGAAUGGAGAAUGGGUUCCGUGUCUACAACACAGAUCCUCUUAAGGAGAAGGAGAAACAAGAGUUCCUGGAGGGCGGGGUCGGCCACGUGGAGAUGCUGUUCAGGUGUAACUAUUUAGCCCUCGUGGGAGGAGGAAAGAAACCCAAGUACCCAACCAACAAAGUGAUGAUCUGGGAUGACCUGAAGAAGAAGACCGUUAUUGAGAUUGAGUUCUCAACAGAAGUCAAAGCAGUGAAGCUUCGGCGCGACAGGAUUGUGGUGGUCCUGGACUCAAUGAUCAAAGUCUUCACCUUUACCCACAACCCCCAUCAGCUGCAUGUGUUUGAGACCUGCUACAACCCCAAAGGUCUGUGCGUGCUGUGUCCCAACAGCAACAACUCUCUGUUGGCGUUCCCCGGGACCCACUCAGGCCACGUGCAGAUAGUGGACCUGGCCAACACAGAGAAGCCCCCUGUUGAUAUUCCUGCCCAUGAGGGGGCGCUGUGCUGCAUCGCUCUAAACCUGCAGGGCACGAGAAUAGCUACUGCAUCAGAGAAAGGGACUCUCAUUAGAAUUUUUGACACAUCUGCAGGUCAGCUCAUACAGGAGCUAAGACGAGGCUCUCAGACGGCGAACAUUUACUGCAUCAAUUUCAACCAGGAUGCUUCUCUCAUCUGCGUGUCCAGUGACCACGGCACAGUGCACAUCUUUGCUGCGGAGGACCCCAAAAGGAACAAACAGUCGAGUUUGGCAUCAGCCAGCUUUCUCCCCAAAUACUUCAGCUCCAAGUGGAGCUUCUCCAAGUUCCAGGUCCCCUCAGGCUCUCCCUGUGUGUGUGCCUUUGGAACAGAGCCCAACGCUGUCAUAGCCAUUUGUGCUGACGGCAGCUACUACAAGUUCCUGUUCAACCAGAAGGGGGAGUGUUCCAGAGAUGUGUACGCCCAGUUCCUGGAGAUGACCGAUGAGAAAAUAUGACCUUUGAUCCCACCGGAGACUCUCUAUUACACAGCCUGUUUUUUUUUU